UAAAACCACAAUAUUAAAACCAUUCUGUAUAUGCAGCAAAGCAUGCUUGUUAUACUCACUAUGGAACCUAAGGGGUUAAUCCUCUGCAUUGUGUAAAAAUGCUGUUUGAUCCUGACUUUUUGUCUCCCUCUUAUCUCCUAAUAAGACAUAUUGUGUGGCGGCACUCAUUCUCAGUUUGGUGUGUAUUGCUAGAAAGUUUUUUUUUUCCUUUGGAGAGUGCAUGUGAUCAGCACAGGGCCAAUUAACAGUGUCCAGACAGAGGUCAGGAGUCCUGCAUCCUCCUAGAGCAG
This is a messenger RNA of Staurois parvus, 290 nucleotides long. NCBI's taxonomy places the organism in Eukaryota, Metazoa, Chordata, Amphibia, Anura, Ranidae. The record is from the annotation of a GenBank genome assembly.